Molecule: messenger RNA, 1787 nt
Organism: Opisthorchis viverrini
Lineage: Eukaryota; Metazoa; Platyhelminthes; Trematoda; Opisthorchiida; Opisthorchiidae
Exons: 6
Coding region: 1-411 (136 amino acids)
Biological process (GO): inner mitochondrial membrane organization
Cellular component (GO): MICOS complex
Source: RefSeq, a predicted model, not a curated record
AUGUAUGUGGACGAGUUUGCCGAAUAUUCCGUGUAUGCAAAUAUGGGUGGAGUAUUUUCAUCGGAUGACACUAGGGAUGUGAUCUUUUUGCCGGAAGAUAUUAUCGUCAGUCCAGCCGCACAGGAGCGUCUAAAGAAGGCGUCUCUACCUGGAGAGCCUCCGGGUAAGAAUGAGGAGCUGUUCAAACAAGCAGCCGAAGAGUACACUCGUACAGUGGAGCGCUUGGAAAAUAAGUAUAUGCGUUCCACACCAGGUGGGUGCUGUACAGCCGCAGAACAGCGUGUAGAAGAUUGUUACAAAAGCAAUCCCGGACGUCCUCUCCAGUGUUCCCAACUCGUAAAAGAGUAUAUUCGCUGUGUGAACAACUUUCGGGUGGCCACCGCUCGAAAAGAAGUCAGCAGCCCAGCCUAACACUGCCGACGGUCCUGUUGCUUAUCAUCUCCUUAGGAAGUUGUUUCGAAAGAAUAUAUUUUUCUUAGUCUCUUCCGUGUACCGGUUCUGAUUUCAAAGACCAAUGGCAAAACACAAGUCAUUUCAGAAAUGCAUUUUUUGCAUUUGAUCGAAGGUCUCUUUGGUUCCCGCUCACGAAAAGAUAUUGUAAGUGUUUCAUGUAAAACUAAUAGAUGUGGAGGAGUAAGUGGGGAAGAAGCAUGUAUGCAUAUAUGUGGACAGCCGGAUUGAUACUGAAAUCUUUUUUAAAGCAAGUCGGUUUGAAUGAGAAGUAUAAGUAAGUUAGUUGUAUCUGGCAUGCGUGUGCGCCGCCUUUCUCUUCAAGAAGGCUUCGAGGUUAGUUGUCAAGAUAAUACACGAAAUAUUCGGAAAUGACAACUCUGGAUUCUAUCACAGAUAAUCACCUUUCCGGUGGGUCUGAGUGGGGACUAUUUACACGAAUCCAUUCUCUUCUGUUACAUGCGUUCGUCGGUUACUCGAUAGAGUUUGAUUCUUCCGAAGCGAUUGGCGCGGCACCUUGGGACCCACCGAGGUUGUUCGCGUUCGAAGUCAGGUGAGCAGUGCUUCGAUGUACAGAUACUGUCCGAGCUCGGUGCAGUCGGUAGUAGGGUACACGAUUUGUCCUUCGACGUUCGGCAAACUGAGAGGAUGGAGUAGAUUUAUUAGUGAAUGGGGAAAGCGUUUACCUUGUUGGUUUAGCAAAACCCAGCAGCAGCUAGAGAUAGUACAUUCGUUUAGCGGAUUUUAUUACCUUGCUUUCACGCAAAAACUACCGGGUGCUGAAAAAGACUUCAGGUCCGUCCAAAGAUUGCAUUUGAAAUUUCUGCCGAAUUGUUAAGUUGGUGAUACUUUCUAAUGGCACUGUCACCAGAAACAUUGGUUAAAUGAAUAAAAAAUGAACUUCUGAUCGCAGAUACGAUAUGUUCCAGAAAACGAUUACGAGGAUUGCUUUGGAUGUUUCGCGAUAAUGGAAAUGAAGUUAUACUGCGAGGAGAUAUUCUUCGUAUUUUUCAUGGAAAUGGUCUUCUGAAUUUGUUCCUCGAACGCCUAGUUCAUGGGUAAUUUUGUUACAACCAGCCCGCAGAAGGUAUUUAUAUGGAGCGAAUAGAUUUCCUCACUAGCGUGGCGUUGUAUCUAUGAUCGUUUGCUGCCUGAUUUCAGGGGUACAUCAAACAUCGAAAAAGAUACCGUGAACUUCAGAUUUUCAGUAAGCUGAACUGGAAUUGAAAAAACCGACCUUUCAAUAACAGAAUGGUAUACAUAGCCAUCACUGGCUGGAAUCAUCAUUUCGUAGAUUUUGAUGAGAUUGAUUUGAUGGUUUGGAACAUGAGUUUGUU